Messenger RNA from Rhincodon typus (whale shark), 963 nucleotides. Its product is annotated as melanocortin receptor 3-like. The record is from RefSeq and is a predicted model, not a curated record. Gene Ontology annotation, molecular function: melanocyte-stimulating hormone receptor activity; peptide hormone binding. The transcript has a single exon. Gene Ontology annotation, cellular component: membrane. Gene Ontology annotation, biological process: G protein-coupled receptor signaling pathway. Lineage: Eukaryota; Metazoa; Chordata; Chondrichthyes; Orectolobiformes; Rhincodontidae. Bases 1 to 963 code for a protein of 320 amino acids.
AUGAAUUCCACUCAUUCUAUAUUCUAUUUGCCGACAAUGAACAGCACAGAAGAUCUGAAUGAAAGCAGUAACUUGAACAACAGUGCAGCUUUGUGUGAACAGGUCCCAAUUAAAUCUGAAGUGUUUCUGACUCUAGGAAUCAUCAGCCUCUUGGAAAACAUCCUCGUUAUCCUUGCAAUUCUUAAAAACAAAAACCUCCAUUCUCCAAUGUAUUUUUUUCUCUGUAGUUUAGCAGUGGCAGACAUGCUGGUAAGUGUAACUAAUGCCUUGGAGACAAUUGUAAUGGCAUUUUUAAACAAUGGCUACUUAGUGGCUACUGACCAGUUUAUUCAACAAAUGGACAAUGUUUUUGACUCAAUGAUCUGUAUUUCCCUGGUGGCAUCAAUAUGUAAUCUACUGGCUAUUGCCAUUGACAGGUACAUCACUAUCUUCUAUGCUUUGCGCUAUCACAGUAUUAUGACAGUAAAACGGGCUUUAAUUCUUAUGAUAAUUAUUUGGAUUACUUGCAUCUGCUGUGGUAUCACCUUCAUCAUUUAUUCAGACAGCAAAACAGUUAUCAUUUGUCUUAUCACCAUGUUCUUCACCAUGCUUUUCCUCAUGACUACCCUUUAUGUCCAUAUGUUUAUGCUCGCUCGUCUACAUGUUAAAAGAAUUGCCACGUUCCCAGUUAAUGGUAUCGUUCAACAGAGGACUUGCAUGAAAGGGGCUAUUACCAUCACCAUCCUCCUUGGGAUCUUCAUUGUCUGUUGGGCUCCCUUUUUCCUUCACCUUAUCCUCAUCAUAUCGUGUCCUAAAAAUCCAUACUGCAUCUGUUACACAUCACACUUUAACACAUACCUGAUUCUCAUCAUGUGUAAUUCGGUCAUUGAUCCCAUGAUUUACGCCUUUCGAAGUCAGGAGAUGCGCAAGACUUUCAAAGAGAUCUGCUAUUGUGUGAAUCUCAGCUUACGUUGUAAGUGGUAA